GAGCGUAAUUACCAAUAUGGAUUAUGAAUUUCCGUGAUACUCGUAGUUACAAAAUCUAUGUAAUAACGAAAUCGAAAUACCCUUCUUAUCCUCACCAACCUGUAACGCUGCCACCUCCACUCUACCGGUCAUCACCCGCCACUCGGCCACUCCGUUUCACACAAUUUCACCUCCACUUCGUGCACGCCGAAUGUAAAAUGGCGAGCGUCGACGCCGUCAAUCCUCCGCCUCCUCUCGGGGGAAUUAGGGUGGAAGACUUGACUCGUAUCGACAUCAACCUGCUGUCGCAGUCAGAAUUGCAAGCCCUCUCUCUAUGCUCCGUCUCCGCUCGCCGGAGCGACGACGUCGUGUCUCCGCAGCUAGACCGAACUGUGUUCAACGAGUCCGCCGGCAGCCGCCGCCAGACCUACUCCCGCCUCCACCACCGCUCCCAUUCGCGGCUCCCUCGCCUCCACCCCUCCCUCAAACCCCACAGCUAUCCCCAAUCUUCCUCCGAUCCCGUGAGUCACUCAAUUGUCCACUUCCUCAAACACUUCCUCAAUGGCAACCACAAUCCCCCGCCCCCUCCGCCUCCGCCGGCACCGGCGGCGCCUGAUUCGCCGAAAUCCCCGGCGGCGGCCGAGGUAGGAUUUCUAGGGCUACAGGAAAAUGUGAAAUUCAAGCGCAAAAGAGGGAGGAGAGGCAGGAAUUUGAGCAAGCCGCCGAUGCUUUUGGAGAAUGGGGUUGGGAUAGAGCUGCAGCGAGUGAAUGGGAGAGGUGAGAUGGUGGAUUUCGCGGAAUUGGAGAAUAAGGGGGACGAGUUGUACGGCGAGGAAUUGAAGCGGAGGACGGCGGGGUUGGAGACUGAGGAGGCUGUUUUGGGGGUUUUGAGGGAUUUGGAGGGGCAGUGGUGUAGCAGGAGGAAGAAGAGGAAGUAUGUCGAUGCCGGCACAUUCGGAGAUGUGCUUCCGGUUGGCUGGAAGCUCUUGCUUGGCCUCAGAAGACGCGGUUACCGCGUCUCUGUGUAUUGCCGGAGAUACAUAAGCCCCACUGGACAACAAUUUUUGUCAUGCAAAGAGGCUGCAUCCUUUUUGAGAUCCUAUUUCAGCAAUAACGAUGCAGUUCAGCAAAGGGAUCAGAAGACUUCUAGUAUCCAGCAAGCUUAUGCUUUGUCUUCAGAAAUGAGUCCAUGUCCAGCUGACAAGACAGAUGAUAUGCCGCAUGCCAUUGUAGCCCAUUCAGCAUUGGCUAUAAAUUCAUCCAGUGCACAUGAGAAUGAGGAUUGCUUGAUGGGCAUAGAGAAUCUCCCUGAAGUUCAAGUUCAGGACAUCUUUGAAUGUUUCAAAUGUAGACUGACAUUUGAUGAGAAGAAUGUUUAUUUGCAGCAUCUCUUUUCAUUCCACCAGAAGACUACUAAAAGGUACAAACUUGGGACACCUGUUGGAGAUGGUGUGAUUAUCAAAGAUGGAAAAUAUGAAUGCCAAUUCUGCCACAAGGUUUUUCAGGAAAGGCGUAGUUAUAAUGGUCAUGUAGGUAGUCAUGUCAGGAACACUGGAAAAAACUCUGGUGAACUAAGUGCUCCAGUUGAUGCCCCCAUAAAUGCUGAAUCUGUGUUGAAGGACGGAGUGCCCUUAAGGUCAUCAAAGAUGGAUGCUUUGAUUGAAAUUGCUCAUAAUUCUAUAUUUGGAACCUCAACUAAUGUAAAUCGUGAAGAAACCACAUCAAAUCACUCUGCUGUUGUUUUGAGAGUGGAAGAAGCUCAGGCAGCCUCCAGUUGUCAUGAAGAAAAAUCAACUUCAGAUCCUGUUAAAAUUCAAGCAGAGGAUUUCAGUGCUGACAAAACACUUCUUGAAGACUCGAAUCAUGGUAGGCAAGCCUUGACAAAGGACAAUGGUAUCCUGAAGGAUGAUAAAGCAUGGAGUGUGAACAUUGAGACGAAUCCCACUUGCAUAAAUGACUCGCCUGCUGGGUCAUGUGAGAUUCAGAAGUAUGAAGGCAGUAGCUUGGAAGUGGAUUACGAAAACAGAUCCUUGAAGCCUAGUGAAGAUCAUCUACAAGAUGCACCUGAGCUUACUGUUGAAGAGAUUAUGUUUGAUGGUGGAGUUUCUUCAGUUCCCUUGACCGAGUCAUUUCAGUUCUUCCCACCCUUUGAUUCUGUGUCAAAUAAGGGUGAACAUGAAUUUUCUGUGGUUGAUCAAAAGCUUGAGAACGUUACUGGGUUUGAAGAACUCAGGUUUGAUGAUAUGGAGCCAUUCAAGUAUGGUUUUGGGAAUGGGCAAGAGUUGUCCUCUUUGCCAGGGGGCUCCAUCAAUUUGGAUAGUAAUAGCACGAUAGAAGAUGAAUUUAAUUCUUCAGUCAGAUUUGGUCAAGAGGAAAUUAUGCUGAAUACUCUGCACACAAAUCAGCUAACUGUGUGUGUUUGGUGCAGAACAGAGUUCAAACUCGAGGGUAUUGAAUCAGAAACUCUAUCAGAUUCUAUAGGUUAUAUGUGUCCAACGUGCAAGGCCAAAAUAUCUGGGCACUUUGAUGGUGGUCUCUCGAUGGAUCCUCAUAAUUUCUGACUUUUUGGGUAUUGCCACACGCUGCUCUCGUGGUUACAUUCCUUUUGAGGAGAGAAGUUCCAAAUAUUGUGCCCGUUGUUGAGGAGCUGAUCUUAUUCCGUUUUGUAUGUCGACAUAACUUGUAGAGAUAUAAAAACAGAUGUACUUGUCCAUGCCACCGAAUGUAAAUUCUCACUGCUAACUGCCUUUGCUCCUGCUACCCAUGGAUGCCUAUGUUGUUUAAGCAUGGAAGCAGAAACCCUCUAAUAGCUAGGGUAACGUAUAUCUAUGGCCUUCUAUUUCAAGGUGUUGGACAAGAUAGUCUGAAAUUGGGUAGCCCGAGUUGCUGUAACGUAUGAGGGAAACCAUGCUAGUACUUGUACUGUGUCCCCCAUUUGUAAUAUAUCUGUGUUUAUAUCUAUGUUAAUGAGAAGCAUCCUACGCAGGUUGUAUUUAGGGGCGGAUCCAGGAUUUAAUGUUAUGGGGUUGAUAUUAUUGAA
This is a messenger RNA of Salvia miltiorrhiza (redroot sage), 3019 nucleotides long. RefSeq lists its product as uncharacterized. NCBI's taxonomy places the organism in Eukaryota, Viridiplantae, Streptophyta, Magnoliopsida, Lamiales, Lamiaceae. The transcript has 5 exons. Gene Ontology annotation, molecular function: DNA binding. The record is from RefSeq and is a predicted model, not a curated record. Bases 24 to 2540 code for a protein of 838 amino acids.